CUUGCGCAGGCGCAUUGCUGGGGCGAAGGUGAGCCGCGCAGGUGCGGUGAAGGGAGGAUGGCGGAGUUGGUUCCUUUUGCGGUUCCCAUCGAGAGUGACAAAACCUUGCUAGUGUGGGAACUGAGCUCCGGACCUACGGCCGAGGCUUUGCAUCAUUCUCUGUUCACAGCAUUUUCCCAGUUUGGCCUUCUGUAUUCAGUCCGGGUCUUCCCAAAUGCUGCAGUGGCCCAUCCUGGUUUCUAUGCCGUCAUUAAGUUUUAUUCAGCAAGGGCUGCCCGCAGAGCCCAAAAGGCAUGCGACCGGAAGCAGCUUUUUCAGAAAUCUCCAGUCAAGGUUCGUCUUGGCACCAGACAUAAGGCAGUUCAACAUCAAGCUCUUGCCCUGAAUAGUUCCCGAUGCCAAGAACUGGCGAAUUACUACUUUGGUUUCAAUGGGUGGUCCAAAAGGAUCAUCAAGCUUCAGGAGCUUUCUGACCUUGAAGAAAGAGAAAAUGAAGAUAGCAUGGUGCCACUUCCGAAGCAAAGCCUGAAGUUCUUCUGUGCUUUAGAGGUGAUGUUGCCAUCCUAUGAUUGCAGGAGUCCUGGCGUUGGCUUGGUGGAGGAGCCUGUGGAUAAGGUGGAAGAAGGACCGUUAUCGUUCCUUAUGAAAAGGAAGACAGCCCAGAAGCUUGCUAUUCAGAAGGCUUUGUCAGACGCAUUCCAGAAACUGUUGAUUGUUGUUCUAGAAAGUGGUAAAAUAGCUGUGGAGUACAGACCCAGUGAAGACAUCAUAGAUGUCAGAUGCGAAGAAGAACUACACGGUUUAAUUCAAGUCCAUUGCUCUCCCUGGAAGCAGUGUGGCCAAGAGGAGGAAGAGUAUCUCUCCGAUUUCAGCUUGGAGGAGGAAGAGUUCAGGCUCCCAGAACUUGACUAGCAUUUCUGAAUAUCCCGAGGCGAGGUCACCUAACUUCCUUGGGAAGCUCUGCCGUGCCGCUACCCCACCCCGCCCCACCACUGUAGGCUGCUGGAGUCCUGGGACCACCUGGGUCGGCCGCCCAAAUCUUUCCUGGCGAAGGGGAAGGAAAGGGUGUUCUGGUGGAGAGGGAAGGGAGGCUUGGGCGGGAUUGUGGGAUAAGAUCGCCCUGGUGACGAGGAGCAAAUCUGGAAUGGAACUUAAUAAAGGUUGCCUAAAUAAAGAUAUGGUAAAU
Molecule: messenger RNA, 1186 nt
Organism: Macaca mulatta (Rhesus monkey)
Lineage: Eukaryota; Metazoa; Chordata; Mammalia; Primates; Cercopithecidae
Gene: RDM1
Product: RAD52 motif containing 1
Cellular component (GO): nucleolus
Molecular function (GO): RNA binding
Source: RefSeq, a predicted model, not a curated record